CAUCUUUUGGGGGCCUGCCGGUCUCAAGCAUGCGACCAAUACACAAGGUGAUCUGUAUUUUGCUUGGUGGCAUUUCUUUGGUGGUGCAGAUUAAUGCAGAAAGGAGCCCUUUAAUUGGAGCAGGGACGGCAUCCCCGGGGGGGCAGCUCUGGUCCUGCACGGUGUCAAUGAUGAGAGCUUCCAGGGAAAAUGAACUGAAGGAUGCCGCCCAGCGGCAGCACCGCCUGAGACCGCAUGAUGCCGGCCUUCCCGCAAGGGCAUGGCAGCCUGACAAGGUGAGAGCGGAACAUGCCUGCCUCUGCCACGCACUCGCUGUAGUGAUCAGAGAACGCGACUUGGCUGUGAAGGAGAAGCAUCAGCUCCAAGCCAAGCUGGAGAACCUAGAACAGGUCCUCAAGCACAUGCGAGAGGCUGCAGAACGGCGGCAGCAGCUGGAACUGGAGCAUGAGCAGGCGCUGGCUGUCCUCCACGCCAAACAGCAGGAGAUCGACCUUCUGCAGAAGGCUCAGGUUGAAGCUAAGAAGGAACAUGAAGGUGCCGUACGGCUGCUAGAGAGCAAGGUGCGGGAGCUGGAGGAGAAAUGCCGGACGCAGAGUGAGCAGUUCAGCCUGCUGUCGCAGGAUCUGGAGCGGCUCCGGCAGCACGCCGGGAAGAUAGACCUGCUGGGGGGCAGCGCUGGGACCUCCUUGGACGUCCCCAGGUCCGGCAAGCCUUUCCCGCAGUUCAUGAACGGACUCGCCCCCUCCAUCAGCAAAGGUCAGGAGAGUGCCGUCGGAAGCCGCACGGUGAUUGGGGACUACAUCCGGCCCCUCCCGCUCCCUGGUGACAAGCCAGAGCCUUUGUCCGUCAAGCCUGCCUUUCUGUCACGAUCCGCCAGCCCAAGAUGCAGAUUUGAAUCAGACAUGGACAAUGCACGGAACCCCAGCACCUCCAAGCAGAGAUACUCGGGGAAGGUCCACUUGUGCGUCGCCCGCUACAGCUACAACCCCUUCGACGGGCCCAAUGAGAACCCCGAGGCCGAGCUGCCCCUCACGGCAGGGAAGUACCUCUACGUUUACGGGGACAUGGACGAGGACGGCUUCUACGAAGGUGAGCUCCUGGACGGGCAGAGGGGUCUGGUGCCCUCCAACUUUGUGGAUUUUGUCCAGGACAAUGAGUCGCGCCUGGCCAGCACGCUGGGGACUGAACAGGACCAGAAUCUCAUCAACCACGCCAGCAUUGGCUUGGAGGGGGAGAACAUUCUGGACCUCCAUGCCCCCACUCACAUAGACGCCGGCGUCACGGACAACGGUGCGGGGACGCUGGGCGUGAACAUCGACGAGAUCGGAGAAGACAUCGUGCCUUACCCUAGAAAAAUCACCCUCAUCAAGCAACUCGCCCGAAGUGUCAUUGUGGCCUGGGAGCCCCCGGCCGUGCCGCCGGGCUGGGGGACCGUGAGCAGCUACAACGUGCUGGUGGACCAGGAGACCCGCGUGAGCCUCAUGCUGGGGAGCAGAACCAAGGCUCUCAUCGAGAAGCUCAACACGGCGGCCUGUACCUACCGCAUCUCUGUGCAAUGCAUCACCAGCAGGGGCAGCUCGGACGAGCUCCAGUGCACGCUGCUGGUGGGCAAGGACGUGGUGGUGGCCCCGUCCCACCUCAGGGUGGACAACAUCACCCAGAUCUCCGCCCAGCUCUCCUGGCUGCCCACCAACAGCAACUACAGCCACGUCAUCUUCCUCAACGAGGAGGAGCUCGAUGUCGUCAAGGCUGCCAGGUACAAGUACCAGUUCCUCAACCUCAGGCCCAACAUGGCGUACAAGGUGAAGGUCUUGGCCAAGCCCCACCAGAUGCCGUGGCAGCUGCCCCUGGAGCAACGGGAGAAGAAGGAGGCCUUUGUGGAGUUCUCCACGCUGCCUGCAGGCCCUCCGGCGCCCCCACAAGAUGUCACCGUCCAUGCUGGGGCCACCCCCGCUACCAUCCAGGUCUCCUGGAAGCCACCUGCCCUGACGACCUCUGGACUGUCCAACGGGGCCAACGUGUCUGGCUACGGCGUGUAUGCAAAAGGGCAGAGGGUGGCUGAGGUCAUCUCCCCCGUGGCGGACAGCAUAGCUGUGGAGAUCAUGCGGUUGCGGAGCCUGGAAGCCAAGGGCGUGACCGUGCGGACCCUCUCUGCCCAGGGCGAGUCCAUGGACUCUGCCCCUGCUGCCAUUCCCCCCGACCUCCUGGUGCCUCCGACCCCCCACCCGAGAACUGCUCCCACACCGAAGCCCUUAGCAAGUGCCGGAGCCCCUGAUACCAAAGAUGAACACCUGGGUCCCCACGUCGCCAUGGACGGGGCCUGGGAGCAGGGUGGGGUCCCGGCCCCGGCCCACGGGCACAUGCUGGAGCCGCCCAGCCUGCAGGGUUCAGGCCCGGGGAGGCGGUCCCCUUCGCCCAGCCGGAUCCUCCCGCAGCCACAGGGCACCCCGGUUUCCACGUCUGUCGCCAAGGCCAUGGCCCGGGAAGCUGCGCAGAGAGUGGCCGAGAGCAGCAGGUUAGAGAAAAGGAGCAUCUUCCUGGAGAGGGGUGGUGGGCAGUACAUGAACUCCGACGAGGAGGACAGCUAUGAGUCCCCAGACAUCAAGAGGAGAGGCGCGUCGGUGGACGACUUUCUGAAGGGCUCGGAGCUCGGCAAGCAGCCGCAUUGCUGCCACGGGGACGAGUACCACACAGAGAGCAGCCGGGGCUCUGACCUCUCAGAUAUCAUGGAGGAGGACGAGGAGGAGCUCUACUCUGAGAUGCAGCUGGAGGACGGAGGCAGGAGGAGGCCCAGCGGUACCUCCCACAACGCUCUCAAGGAGUGCUCUCAGAGUGGCGGCUCUGAGGGGGCCUUCCUGGAGCGGCCUGAGCACCCCCACCUGACCCAGCAUAGCUCCAGGCUGUUCAGUAUCCCCGAAGUAGCCGAGGAGGGAGGGCACCCGGAGGUCUCGCACAAGCAGGGCUUAGGGCACUCGGCCAGGGCCCGGGCCCCACCGGCCUCUCGGCUCCCAGCCAAGCCCAGGGGCCCAGGGGGCGGCCCCCACGUGGAAGACUUCGCUCUGGAAGACAGAGGCUGCUGGUCCAGCCGCGCGGCCAGCAGGAGCCCGGACAGUGGCCUGGACUGUGGGAGUGAGGAGGAGGAGCUACGUCUUAGCUUCCGGAGCUCGGCCAAGUGCAGCCCGGGCCCUGGGCACUGCCCCCAUAGGAGAAGCCUGAGGCCGCUGCUGGCCCGGCGGCGGACGCUGACCCGGCAGAGCAGCAUCGAGGAGGACUUUGGGGAGCAAGUGGACCCCAGCGCCGUCCUCAGGAGCCAUGAUGCCCACCCGAGCCCAGAGCGAUCCGCCCCCAGGAAGCAUGGCCGGGAGGAGCCCCUGGGGCACCAGGGCCUGCGGGAUGUCUGGAAGAAAAGCAUAAACAUGCCUGACAGUAGGGCCACUGCCCCAGAGUCACCUCCCCGGGUGACAGCAGGCCCUGUGAUUUUAGGAAACCCGAUGUCUGCAGGACGGGCGGACAGGGUGGAUCACGUGGGCCGAAGGUUCUCCCACGGCAGUGCUGGUCCUCAGCGGUCCCGGCCGAUGAUGGUCCCGUCCAUCGACGAGUACAGCGAGCAGGACCGCCUUUCUCCAGACUUCUAUGAAGAGUCGGAGACCGACCCAGGUGCCGAAGAGCUCCCGGCCCGGAUCUUUGUGGCGCUUUUUGACUAUGACCCCCUCACCAUGUCCCCGAAUCCAGAUGCUGCUGAAGAAGAGCUUCCCUUUAAGGAAGGACAGAUCAUCAAGGUCUAUGGUGACAAAGACGCGGACGGCUUCUACCGCGGGGAGACCUGUGCCCGGCUCGGCCUUAUCCCUUGUAAUAUGGUCUCAGAAAUCCAAGCCGACGACGAGGAGAUGAUGGACCAGCUUCUGAGACAAGGCUUCCUGCCUCUGAACACGCCUGUGGAGAAAAUAGAGAGAAGCAGAAGUGGCGGCAGGCACCCGGGGGCGACGCGGAGGGUGGUGGCGCUGUACGACUACGACCCGAGAGAGAGCUCGCCCAACAUCGACGUGGAGGCAGAGCUCACGUUCUGCACCGGAGACAUCAUCACCGUUUUCGGGGAGAUUGAUGAAGACGGAUUUUAUUACGGGGAACUUAAUGGGCAGAAAGGCCUUGUACCUUCAAACUUUCUGGAAGAAGUGCCUGACGACGUGGAGGUCUAUCUGUCUGACGCUCCGUGCCACUACUCCCGGGACACGCCGGUGCGCUCCAAGGCAAAACGGAAGAAGAGUGUUCAUUUCACACCUUAAUCAGGCCCCGUAGCCUUCACGUAAGUGAGCAACUGAAGAUACCACAGGUAGCGCCCCGCCCGCGGCCCCGGCGGACUCGCGCGGAGGCUUCCCUGUGGGCGCGCACACAAAAGAAAUAUGUCUCAAAACACGACCAAACAGAACAGAGCCCCUGGGCCUCGGACAGCAGGCUGUUCCUCGGCCUCGGCUGUAAAGCCACCGAUUCUGUAGCCCAGUCUUCCUUAUUUCUCAUUUCCUACUGCCCGCACCAUUUCAGACGGUUUCGAAGGCCAACCUUGGGAACAUAUUUCUUGCGAGGCUCAUUGUCUGUUCACGUAGAGAAUGUUGCAGCGUCUCCUCGUGACGAACGCUGUGCAUUGCAUUGUUAGCCGCUCGUGGGGAAAACAAAAGCACAACUAGACACCAUGUUUACUCCGGGACAUACUCCUGUGGAAACCCAGAGCCCGAGCGGAGGAGGGGGAGCGCUGGGCGCGCGGAGUUGGCUCUGACACGCCCGCCCCCCUCCCCGCCGCCGCGGGCGUGACCCCCGCGGCCGGGCUGCGGCAAGUCCGAGUCCGUGCCUGUGCCGGGCGGCUCCUCGGGGGCAGCAAUGCAAUGCUGUGCUCGCUCGGCCGAGAGCCGCAGCGGCCGCGCGGCCUUAGACGGGGCGGACGGUAUCUUCAGGUGUGCGUGGGAUGCUUUCCUAGGUGUUUUCCAUCGGAACUAGACCUUGAUUCUAAAUCCAAGCAAGCUUGAAGCCCUUGGCUCCCCGUGUGUGCCCGAGGCAGGGCUUGGCAUGGAGAGGCGUGGAGGGGCGAGGGGGUGAGGGCCGAGCCCCGGGGCCAGCGAGCCCUCCCCGCCGCCGGGAGGCGCCCGGUGCGCUCUCUGGACACAAGUCCAUCUCCGGCCACCGGGGAGUCUCGCGAGCACGCACUAAGGGCCUUUAAGCUUCCUUCGAUUGUGAUAGAGGUUCAUUUUAGUUUUUUUUCCUUUCAACCGGUGUGUGCCGUCCGCUAUGGCGUGACUCACGUCCCCAGGAAUGCCCCCCGACCAGACCACCCUCCCUGUAGCCCGGUCACUCUCAGACCCACAAGCCCCCUUUCAGAACCUUGGCUUUUAAGAUUGCUGAUGGGUCCUCGGCCAGCUUCACUGGAACCUAAUUUAAGGGAACUUCUGCUCCCCAGCCCUCCACCCCACCCCCACACCUCCGCUUUGGGUCUUAAUUUACCAAGUAAAUUACUACCUAGCUUUGUUUUGCCAAAGCUGCGGCCUUCCCCCUCCCCCGA
Molecule: messenger RNA, 5548 nt
Organism: Mustela erminea (ermine)
Lineage: Eukaryota; Metazoa; Chordata; Mammalia; Carnivora; Mustelidae
Gene: RIMBP2
Product: RIMS binding protein 2
Exons: 22
Coding region: 30-4283 (1417 amino acids)
Biological process (GO): neuromuscular synaptic transmission
Molecular function (GO): protein binding
Source: RefSeq, a predicted model, not a curated record